Closterium sp. Yama58-4 is the source of this 1164-nucleotide messenger RNA. The record is from the annotation of a GenBank genome assembly. Lineage: Eukaryota; Viridiplantae; Streptophyta; Zygnematophyceae; Desmidiales; Closteriaceae.
AUGAAUUACCUCGAAGCACUCCCCUCUACCCUCACCGCCUUCACUGCCCUCAAGCACCUAUCGAUGGGGGCAAAUGAAUGGAAGCAGCCCGUUCCUGUGUGUCUGGGCGACCUCACCAACCUUGAAGUGCUGAUGCUGGAGUACACGCGCAUGACUGACUCCCUACCGUCGGAGCUGUCACGGCUCAAGAAGCUCACCGAGUGGCACAUGUCGUAUUCGCGGUGGGACGGGCAGCUGCCCGAGUGGAUAGGCGCCAUGACAAGCCUGACAGUCCUGAACUUUCACCGCAGUGGCAUCAACAGCAGCAUCCCAGCAGCCAUCGGCAACCUCAGCAACCUCGCCCACCUGCGUCUUGGUGGAAAUCAGUUCGUUGGGACCAUCCCCAGAACAUUCGGGAGUCUAAUUAACCUGGAAAGCUUGGACUUGGAGAGGAGCCAGCUGACUUUCAGCAUCCCUGCCUCCUUUUCGCUCCUCAGCCGCCUCUCUUUUCUUGACCUCAGUUACAAUCGGCUUUCGGGGCCCGUUCCCUCUUUUCUCGGGCGCCUCACCAACCUGAGCAGCCUGAAUGUGAAGCGCAACAGGCUGGGGGGAAGGAUCCCUACCUCCUUGGGCAGGCUCAGCCGGCUCACUUUCAUGGAUCUGUCUGACAACCGCCUUGCAAGGACCAUUCCUGACGCACUCAGUGCACUCAGCAAUCUCCAUUCCCUGGAUUUAUCUCACAACCGCCUUAUUGGGACAAUACCUGCUGCACUUAGCACACUCAGUGGUCUUGGCUUCCUCGAUCUAAGCGAUAACGAGCUGGUGGGGAAUCUGCCGUCGCUGCGCCUCAUGAAUUCUCUGUGGCACUUGGGUGCGGGCCGCAACUUCCUCACAGGCAUUACAGGCACCCCUCUUGCUGACAUCCACCUGCUGUGCGACAAGUUCCGCCUCUCUCUGGAAACCAACUGCCUCAGCAACAGCACGAUCCUGUGUGGCCGCUUCCAGAUGCAGAGGAGCAAAUACGAGUGCGAGUCCCUCUGUGGGAGCUAUGAGGGCACCCGUUAUUGCAGCGGCCAUGGUGUUUGCUACUUAGAUAACGAAAAGAUUGGUCUGCAGUGUGCCUGCUACGAAGGGUACACAGUAGGCACGGCUGCUGGCACAUGCAUCCCUGAAAGCUCGACAUGA